UAUUUAAUGCACUGUGCCAGUGAGCUCUUGACAGUUGUGUCUUAACGAUUCUGAUAUUAAUGCAACGUCUCUGUAAAGGGUUGAAGUGUCUUUCUGAAUUGUCCAUUUAUUAAUGAAGCAUGGCCUGUAUUGAACAAGACAAGCUGGGUCAAGCCUUUGAAGAUGCUUUUGAGGUACUGAAGCAGCAUUCAACUGGAGAUCUUCAGAACUCUCCAGAUUACAAAAAUUACCUGGCUUUCAUCAACCACUGUUCUCAUGUCCGAGGAAGUUCUAACUGCUGUGGUGUGCUGCCUACAGAGGAACCUGUCUAUAACUGGAGAACAGUAAUAAACAGUACGGCGGACCUCUAUUUUGAAGGAAAUAUUCAUCAGUCUCUGCAGAACUUCCCUGAAAACCAGCUGGUACAACCCGCUGUUCUCCAGCAAAAGGGAGGAAAAGGCAGGAAGAAACUCCGACUGUUUGAAUAUCUUCAUGAAUCCUUGUGUAAUCCUGAGAUGGCAUCUUGUAUUCAGUGGGUAGAUAAAAGCAGAGGCAUCUUUCAGUUUGUAUCAAAAAACAAAGAAAAACUUGCCCAACUUUGGGGGAAAAGAAAAGGCAACCGGAAGACCAUGACUUACCAGAAAAUGGCCAGAGCAUUGAGGAAUUAUGGAAGAACUGGGGAAAUCACCAAAAUCCGGAGAAAGCUAACUUACCAAUUCAGUGAGGCCAUUCUGCAAAGACUCUCUCCAUCUUACUUCUUGGAAAAAGAGAUCUUCUACUCACAGGUAGAUCCACAAGCUAACGUUUCUUGCUAUCCUGCCACUCAGCCACAGGGAGGUGCUCUUGCCCUGUUAUCGCUCUGGCCCAAUUUUGGAAUAUGAUUUCUUCUUCCCUUGAAGUAGCCCAUCUGAUAUCACGUUGGAACAGUUGGAGGAACAAAAGACUUUAAUAAAAGAUAAAGACUAGGAGAUAAUAAACCCAGAGAGGAACCAGGACUUAGGCAGCAUGGCUUGAAAACUAUGGUUUGUUCUCAACAUUCCAUAAGGAACCCUGGGAGGAAACCCUUUGUUUCUUUCUUCCUGCUCAGUAGGUUCGUGCAUAUUCCAUUGUAUUACCAUGGAGCAGGAGAGCUUCCUAGACUAGAUGGACCAUCUUAGUCCAGGCCAGGAGGCCUGGCUAGCCAGCCAAGAGGUCCCUGGAGCCUGGCCUAUUUGAUUUGCAGCAUUUUCCUUUCUCUUUGUGUCUUCCUGGUGCUGUUCCUUCCUCUGACGCUUAGAAAAGAACAUGGUGGCCCCAGAAUGACUAACUGAAGGCUAACUCUUGGCCAUCUCCACAUAUAGUCUCAGUUUUUUGUUAAUGACUGAAUGUUUGUGUCCUCCCAAAAUUCAUAUGUUGAAACCUAAUCCCCAAUGUGGUGGUAUUUAGAAGUAGAUCUUUUGGAGGUGAUUAGGCCAUGAGGGUGGAGCCCUCACGAAUGAGAUUAGUCCCUUUAUUAAAGAGGUACCAGAGCUUGCUCACCCCUGCCGGCAUGAGGAUACAGCAAGAAGACAUGUCUGUGAACCAGGAUGCAGGCUUUUACAAGACCCUGAAUCUGCUGGCAUCUUAUCUCUGACUUCCCAGCCUCCUGAACUCAGAGAAAUAAAUUUCUGUUUAUAAGCCACCCAGUUUACAGUAUUCUGUUAUAGCAGCCCAGAAGGACUAAGGCAAUUUCAGUUGGUACUAACUUCAAAGUAGGACUCAGCAUUUACCCUCAUCCCCCCACAAAGAAAAUACAUUUAAUAAAAAUUUAUAAAGAAGACAAGUUUUGCCAAAAAUUGCAGAGAGGAAAUGGUGAAGAGGUUUUGCCGUAUAAAUCAUUGAGCCAACAACUUAAAAUUCCAUCAAUUCUCCCCAUAGGCUCUCUUAUACACAAGGUCAGCUUGAGGGUUCAUUUUGACAGUUCUGAGGCCCCAGUCAAAUCCAACUCUCACUGUGCACACAGUUUUUUCCUGUUGGGCAGAAACCUGGGCUCUGUCUUUUAUCCAGAGUGGGCUAACCAAAGCCCAGUUUCACAAGCAGGUUCUUCGUUAUAAAGACAUGCUUGUGCCAGCUGCUCAAAGACUCCCUCUCCUUACAUUAUAGAAAAUGAUACCCUAUUACUCCCUGCCAGCACCCAAGAAUAAAGAAGAGAGACUGUAGUUUUA
This is a messenger RNA of Manis javanica (Malayan pangolin), 2162 nucleotides long. RefSeq names its product Spi-C transcription factor (gene SPIC). Gene Ontology annotation, cellular component: nucleus. Gene Ontology annotation, biological process: cell differentiation; regulation of transcription by RNA polymerase II. The record is from RefSeq and is a predicted model, not a curated record. Gene Ontology annotation, molecular function: DNA-binding transcription factor activity, RNA polymerase II-specific; sequence-specific DNA binding. Lineage: Eukaryota; Metazoa; Chordata; Mammalia; Pholidota; Manidae.